Molecule: messenger RNA, 1033 nt
Organism: Drosophila takahashii
Lineage: Eukaryota; Metazoa; Arthropoda; Insecta; Diptera; Drosophilidae
Source: RefSeq, a predicted model, not a curated record
AAGUCCGUUCAGUUGGUGCAGCACGGGCCUAGAACGCGCUGCUCUUAGCUCCAGUCUCGUCGCAAUAACACACCUAAUUUGUUUAUAUAUUUUUAUUUGAGUGCUUAAACUAUACACUAUAUAUCCAAGUGAUCCUCGUGUAAAAUGAGCUAACAACUGCCGCUGAAAUGCACACUUUCGGCCUGUUGUGUCUGAGCCUUUUGGGCCUGGUCGAUGGCCUGGGUUAUGGCCAUCAGCCGCUGCUGCGAAACAUCAUUAAAGUGCGGGCCAGCGGCUUUAUGCCCUUCGAAUCGGAUUUACUACUGCCGCUGAACAUCCUGCGGCAAUUGCAGUCGCAGGAUCGAUCGUCGCGAUAUAUGGGCCAGCGACCCAAGCCCUGGAUGAGGCCAAAGGUCAAGCAGCAAAUCAGGUUGGAGCGAGCCCAUCCACUGAGGGAGGCCAAGGGCGUUCAGCUAUACAAUCUCAUCGAUGACGAUGGCGAGCUACUGCUGAAUCUCAAGGUCCAUCACGAUCAAAAGGGCAGUCUGCCGACAAAAUAUCAGGAGGAGGAGGGAAAGUACCAAGUGCCACAGAAAUUCCAGGACUACGAUUCACCUUGGCUGCCCUCCAAAUGGAGACCCACCAGUGAGUUUCCCCUGGGCGUGACCUCCUCGUCGCCACGCCCACUGCCCCUGCAUCAAUAUCUGGGCCAAAACAAUCGCAUCGAACAGAAUGCGGCGAAAAGAAGGCGGCAGGACAUUUGGCCACAUAAAUAGAAAGCUAAAAAACAAUUCCAAAAAAGAGAUCUAAUGUUAACCAUAAAUUAUUUAUUUAAUUGUUUAUAUUACAACAACACAGCACCGAGUUAGAUUUACACAGAGAAAAAUUAAUUAUUCAUUUAUGGGCACGAUAUUAGGCAUAAAGGAUACAUUCAAACUUAUUUUUUUAAAACUUUAAAAAUUUAAAAAUAUAAAGAAAAGUCAAAAUUUGACUUAAUAUCGCCUUCAAAAUCAGGUUAUAUUUUUCUCUGUGUACCAAAAACCGCAAUGAACCU